Molecule: messenger RNA, 1370 nt
Organism: Mizuhopecten yessoensis (Yesso scallop)
Lineage: Eukaryota; Metazoa; Mollusca; Bivalvia; Pectinida; Pectinidae
Product: sodium- and chloride-dependent glycine transporter 2-like
Exons: 11
Coding region: 204-1370 (388 amino acids)
Biological process (GO): sodium ion transmembrane transport
Cellular component (GO): membrane
Source: RefSeq, a predicted model, not a curated record
ACUCAACAACAAAUGCAACCAGUUACCAAGACAAUUCAACAGGUGUUUCAUCAGAAGAAGAAUUUUGGCAGUACAAUAUAUUAUCGCUGUCAGGUGGAAUUAAUGAGGUGGGCUCUCUGCGAUGGCGCCUCGUGUUAUGGACAAUUAUACUCAAAGUCAUCGUCAUUAUUGGUCUUUUGAAGGGUGUAAAGUCCGUUGGAAAAAUGAUGCUUUUUACCACAUUCUUUCCUCCGUUAAUUGGUUUGGCAAUGCUGAUUCAAGCGUUUACUCAGAAUGGCGCCCAAGAUGGUCUACUAUUCCUGAUUACACCUGAUUUUAGUAGACUGUCUGACUCCAAGGUAUGGCUAGAGGCAACAUUCAUGGCUUUCUACAGUCUCGGUCCAGCUUGGGGCGGCAUAUUGGUGAUGGGAAGUCAUGUGAAAUUUCACUCGAACUGUCUGAGAAAUGUGCUUAUUGGCGCCAUUGGGGAUGUUUGUAUAUCGGUGUUUAGCAGCGUCGUCCUUUUCGCCGUCAUAGGUGUUAUGGCGAAAGAGAUUAAUAUUCCUGUUGAGAAUGUUGUUAAGUCAGGCAUGUCAAUCGGUAUGGUGGGUUACAGUCGGGCACUGACCUACCUCCCAGCGCCUUAUAUCUGGGCAGUGAUGUUUUUCUUCGCUAUCACUAUUGUCGGAAUUGACGCACAGGUUGUUUGUACGGAGACCGUGGUGUCUUGUAUGGAAGGAUUUAGUUCAAGAUUAGGUCGACACAGGCACCUUAUUCUUGUGAUUCUGGUCAGCCUUUUCUCGUUUCUCGGCAACCUCCCAUUUUGCACACAGGCGGGCCCGUACAUGUUCCAGUUUGUUGAUUGGUAUUGGCCAACUUGGUCGGUGUUAGUGAUAGCUCUUCUAGAGGUUAUCGCCAUUAUGUGGUUUUAUGGAGGUGAUCGUAUUGACUAUGGAUUAAAAGACAUGAAUGGACGAAAAAUGCCACAUUUGUUCCGACUUGUAGCAGCAUAUAUAUCACCUGUCCUGUUCCUGUUCCUGCUCCUGACAAGUUUUGUCAUGUACCAGUCACCAAAGUACGGUUCAUACGAAUACCCGGAUGACACGCGCGUCAUUGGCUGGGCGCUUUCGUUUACAGUUGUCAUUCCCAUACCUCUUUACAUCGUCUGGCAAUUCGCCAAAUUACAAGGGACACUAAAACAGAGAUGGUCAAUUCUCACACAGCCGAGUAGUGCUUGGGGUCCUAGCGAUAGUGCCCAUCGGCUAGAGUACCUGGAGCGGUCACAGGCUGAGCGGUCACUGACAGAUAUUGCUUACUACAAUUUGACUGGUAGACAGAGAUACCCUUCAAAGAAGCACUGUGAAACUGUGGCACUGCAAUGUACUGAUUAA